This is a messenger RNA of Micromonas commoda, 1299 nucleotides long. RefSeq lists its product with no specific name. Gene Ontology annotation, biological process: fatty acid metabolic process. The transcript has a single exon. Lineage: Eukaryota; Viridiplantae; Chlorophyta; Mamiellophyceae; Mamiellales; Mamiellaceae. The record is from RefSeq and is a predicted model, not a curated record. Gene Ontology annotation, molecular function: trans-2-enoyl-CoA reductase (NADPH) activity. Bases 1 to 1299 code for a protein of 432 amino acids. Gene Ontology annotation, cellular component: mitochondrion.
AUGCUGCGCGCGGCGGCGCGGCGCGCUCUCCCCGCCGCGCUGGCGCGCGGUGCCAGGCGCUACACCGGCCACGCGCCGUCGUCCACCCUCGCGCUCGUGUACGACAACCACGGCCACCCGUCCAAGGCGCUCCGGCUCCGGGAGGUGCCCGUCCCGCCCCUCGGACCCGACGACGUCCUCGUCGAGAUGAUCGCCUCGCCGGUGAACCCCGCGGACCUCAACGUCGUCGAGGGCACGUACCCCAUCCGCCCCGGAACGUUCCCGGCGAUCGGCGGGAACGAGGGCCUCGGGCGCGUGAUGCGCGUCGGCGAGCGCGUGCGGGCGGCGCUCGCGACGCGGUACCCGACGGAAUCUAACAACGGCGACGCGUUCUCGCCCGAGUCGCUGGCGCGAGGGGCGCCGUUACACGUGGUCACGGCGGAGCCGGGAUGCGGCACGUGGCGCGCGCACGCGGUGAUUCCGGCGCGAAAGCUUCGAACGCUCCAGCGCGGGACCGAGCCCGCCAGCGUCCUGCCGGGCGCGAGCGCGCACGAACCCUACCUCGAGGAGCUCGCGCAGAUGUCGGUGAAUGUGCAAACCGCGUGGCGAAUGCUCGAAGAUUUCGUCAGACUCGACUACGAACAAGCCACGGUGGUGCUCAACGCGCCGAUGUCCGCGGUGGGACGCGCCGCGAUACAGCUGUGCAAGCACCGCGGCGUCGACGUCGUCGCGCUCUUACGUCCCAGGCCGUCCCACGAGGCGUUCGCCGCGGAUGCCAACCGACUCGUCGAGCUCGGCGCUUCGCUUGUCUUCGACGACGACGGCGCCGCGCAUCGAACCACGGACGCUCGGUCACGGUUGGCCAACCUACCGCCCAUCAAACUCGCCCUCAACGGCGUCGGCGGCGCGUCGUGCGUCAACGCGGCGUCGAUGCUGGCGAGGGACGGGGUGGUCGUGACGUACGGCGGCAUGUCCAAGCAACCGGCGGGGAUCCCGACGGGCGCGGCGAUAUUCAAAAACGUCGCCGCCAGGGGGUUCUGGCUGACGCGCUGGCUCGAGGAUCGGAGGAUGGAGGAGGAGGCGUCGGUGCACACGGACCCGAGCGUGGUGCCGUGGGCGCACGGGUCGUUCAUGCCUCCGUCGGACAGCGCCUACGCAAAGGGGAAGAGGCACGCCAUGGCGACGGAGUGCGAGCGGCUCAUUCGCGCGGGUACGCUGAACCUACCCACGCGGCGCGUGGGUCUGGAGGAGGCGGUCGACGUCAUCGGGGAGGGCGCGUCGGUGGGGGCGGGGAAGACGAUGAUCUGGAUGAGGGAGUAG